Acanthopagrus latus (yellowfin seabream) is the source of this 2254-nucleotide messenger RNA. RefSeq names its product DnaJ heat shock protein family (Hsp40) member B11 (gene dnajb11). The transcript is spliced from 10 exons. Gene Ontology annotation, cellular component: endoplasmic reticulum. Bases 108 to 1190 code for a protein of 360 amino acids. Lineage: Eukaryota; Metazoa; Chordata; Actinopteri; Spariformes; Sparidae. Gene Ontology annotation, molecular function: misfolded protein binding. Gene Ontology annotation, biological process: protein maturation; protein folding. The record is from RefSeq and is a predicted model, not a curated record.
GGGCGGGUUUUCGCUGAAAGGAGGAAGGAGGCUUGUGACUGGCAGCGGGAUCCAACCUUCAAAAGCCGGCUUGUCUUUAGCUACCUCCUUCAGAAAUACGGGGAUAUAUGGCUGCCAAAGGGAUGAAUCUGUGCAAUGUAUGCUGCCUGCUUCUUUACAUUACCACGGCGGUGCUUGCGGGGCGAGAUUUCUAUAAGAUCUUGGGGGUGAGCAAGAGUGCAUCAAUCAGGGACAUCAAGAAAGCCUACAGAAAGCUGGCUCUCCAGUUACACCCCGACAGAAACCAAGAUGAUCCAAAAGCUCAAGACAAAUUUGCAGACUUGGGGGCAGCUUAUGAGGUGCUCUCAGAUGAGGAGAAAAGGAAACAGUAUGACGCUUAUGGAGAAGAUGGACUCAAAGAGGGUCACCAUGGCUCACACAAUGAUAUCUUCUCCAGCUUCUUUGGUGACUUUGGCUUCAUGUUUGGAGGCAACCGACAGCAGCAGGACAGGAACAUCCCCAGAGGAAAUGACAUCAUACUAGACCUGGAGGUCACUCUUGAAGAAGUGUACUCUGGGAACUUUGUAGAGGUUGUACGUAACAAGCCUGUAGCUAAAGAGGCCCCUGGCAAGAGGAAGUGUAACUGCAGACAGGAAAUGAGAACGACGCAGCUUGGACCUGGUCGCUUCCAGAUGACUCAGGAAAUGGUCUGCGAUGAAUGUCCCAAUGUAAAGCUGGUAAAUGAAGAAAGGACCUUGGAGGUAGAAAUUGAACAGGGAGUGAGGGAUGAAAUGGAGUACCCUUUCAUUGGAGAAGGGGAACCUCACAUCGAUGGCGAACCUGGAGAUCUGCGCUUCCGCAUCAAAGUGUUAAAACAUCCUGUGUUUGAGCGCAGAGGAGAUGAUCUGUACACAAACGUUACCAUCUCCCUGGUGGAGGCACUGGUCGGCUUUGAGAUGGACAUUGUACAUUUGGACGGACACAAGGUCCACAUAGUGAGAGAUAAGAUCACUAAGCCUGGUGCUCGAAUGUGGAAGAAAGGAGAGGGCCUGCCAAACUUUGACAACAUCAACAUCCGAGGUUCCCUCAUCAUCACCUUUGAUGUAGAGUUUCCGCAGACACAGCUCGAUGAACAGCAGAAAGAUGGUAUUCGGGGUCUUCUGAAGCAGGGCUCUGUACAGAAGGUUUACAAUGGACUACAAGGAUACUAAUACUAAUAGACACAGCCUGGACUGACUUUUUUGCCACACAAACACACACAUACAUCUUCAGUCAUCAAGAGGAUGCUCUGUAAUUUUUGGCCAGGAUGUAUUUAUUAUUUUCAGAUUGUUCUCAGGAUGGCUUGAAUCCAAUUACUUUUUAAUGCAGUCACAGUCGCAGAUGUUUUAUUUGAAGUGUAUAAAUGGAAAGACUGCAAUGUUGUCCCAUCCCUAUAUUGUAAUAUGGCCCUUUUGUUGAUUUUUAAAAUCAAAUUCACAACCGAACACUAUCUGCUAGUUUUAGACAACUGUACCUUUCUGGAGAAGACCAUCUGGCAAUUACUGAGCUGCUAAGAAAACUGGACAGAUAAAGAAGAAAAUUCCCUGCCAAUUUUUGAACAACUUUCAACCUGUGCAAGACCAGAAGAUGUUCUGCUGUUUGUUUGUUUUCUGAAUGUACCAGCUCCACAUGUUGACUCAUAAACUUUUCUUUCUCUGGUCAGACCCCUGUUCAGUAAUGCUUCGUAAAUAGGGAGGAACAAAGCUUAUCUGUUUGUUGUGUUUUAGUUUUCCUAAUUUAUGUUGGUUCUUAUUUUUCUGUUUGCAUUUGAGGCAUUGAGACAGGAGAAAUGUCUGCGUUGCACAGCCCCAGUGUUCACUGUGGCAAGAGUUGACCUCUUAAACAGUGCCGUUUUAUUGUUUUGGAGGAAUAUGGGCAGGUUGCACAUCCUCCAGCACCACUGUAGAAAAGUCUUGUUUCACACACCUCUGACGCUCUCCCUAUCUGGGCACUUCAACUCAAAGGGACUUCAGACCGUGAAGUGUCAGCUUCCCUGUUGGCUAUUGCUCUUCCUGACCGGCCACCAUUUAGUUAGGAAGUACUGACGCUGGUUCGGUUUAUAAUGUGUUUUUAGGAUUUCCCUUCUCUCUGUUUUUACUGUCGACUGGAACGCUGCCUCCAAAUUUUAUGAAAGUUUCAUGGCCUUAAAUGUGAAUUAUUUGGCCAUUUUUAAUGAGUGUCCAAGGGGAUAAUGUACUUUUGACUGACUAUAAAUAAAGAUUUCUACAAAUUCUGA